AAUGUGAUAUACAUUUUUCAAUAAUUUAAUUAACAAUUAUAGUUUUAUUUUCAUUUAAUAAUGGUGGGAAAUUUGUAUUCCUAAUUGUUGCGGAAAGGAAAAAUUGGUUAGAAACAGAAGUGCCAUUGUGUUCAACAGCGAACAAUCAGUUGAAAUAGAAAUGAAACAAAUAAAAUAUGUCACUUGGUUUAUUUUAUUUUUAAUUGGAAAUUACUGCGAGGGAUCCUUGGACUUUCUUGGAAGGGACAAUAAUGAUGCCGAUUUAAAUACCGCGGAAUUGAUAAAGAAAGCAGGAUAUCCGGCGGAGGCGCACGUUGUCAUUACAGAAGAUGGAUAUUUAUUAACAAUUCACAGAAUUCCUGCUCCUGAGGGUUCAACUCCCGUUUUCCUUCAGCAUGGAUUUCUUGGAAGUUCCGCCGAUUGGGUUCUCACUGGAAAAGGAAAAUCUUUGGCUUUUAUUCUUGCCGACUUGGGUUAUGAUAUUUGGUUGGGAAAUUUUCGUGGAAACACUUAUUCAAGAUCACACACUUCUAUUCCAUCGACAGAUUCGAAAUUCUGGAAUUUCAGUUUUCACGAGAUGGGCGUCAGAGAUUUACCGGCUAUGAUAAAUUAUGUGACAAAUUACAAGAAGGAUAGUUUAAUGUACAUUGGCCAUUCGAUGGGAACAACUACUUUUUACAUAAUGUCUUCGGAGAAACCGGAAAUGACUUCAAAAAUUCGUAUAAUGUUUAGUCUUGCCCCAGUCGCUUUUAUGAAUCACUUAAAGAGUCCGAUUAGAAUUUUCGCACCAUUCGCCAAUAAUAUUAAGUUAAUAGCCCACUUUUUUGGAGCGGACGAAUUUCUUCCGCAAAAUGGAAUUUUGAAAUUCCUCGCAAAAUUUGGCUGUGAAAUUGACACAUUCGAAGAGGAAAUUUGUACGAAUUCUUUAUUCGCGUUCUCUGGUUUUGAUGCAAGUCAAUUUAAUAUAACUCUUCUGCCGAUAAUUUUGGGACACACUCCAGCUGGAUCGUCAACAAAAACAUUGAUUCAUUAUGCGCAGGAAAUAAAUUCUGGCAAAUUUCAACAGUACGAUUACGAGUCGAGAAACAUAGAGAUUUAUAAUAAUACCAAACCACCGGAAUACGAUUUAUCAAAAAUAAAAAUUCCUGUGGUUUUUUUCUACGCCGAUAAUGAUUGGCUUGCGAGUAAAACGGAUGUGCAGAGACUAAAAUUAAAAUUACCAAAGCUCUUGGGAACUUACGAGGUAAAUUAUCCGAAAUUCAAUCAUUUGGAUUUCCUCUGGGCCAUUGACGCGCCGAAACUUGUUUACGACAAAUUGAAAAGUAUUAUGGAGAAAUACAAAAAUAGACCGCGAAAGAACAAAGAAUAUCAGUUAGCACGGAUUAGAACCAAUUUCCCCGAUUGUCGAUAACUUUUUUACCGACCGUGAGCUUCGAGAAACUACCGCUUGGAGCGCACUUGACGCUUUUCACACGAGCGAAAUUUAUAAAGGCUCAGUUUCACUCA
Leptopilina heterotoma is the source of this 1506-nucleotide messenger RNA. Its product is annotated as lipase 3-like. Gene Ontology annotation, molecular function: hydrolase activity, acting on ester bonds. NCBI's taxonomy places the organism in Eukaryota, Metazoa, Arthropoda, Insecta, Hymenoptera, Figitidae. Gene Ontology annotation, biological process: lipid metabolic process. The record is from RefSeq and is a predicted model, not a curated record. The coding region runs from base 161 to 1411 and encodes 416 amino acids. The transcript is spliced from 9 exons.